AUGAAAUAUGACUAUUCGUUUAAGGAAUCAAUAUGGAAGGAAAUUGGACAAGAAAUGAAUCAGCCAACACAAGAAUGUAAAAAGUCAUGGGCAAAUUUAAGGGACGCUUACAGAAGAGCUAUUAAAAAAAGUGCAACAGUGUCCGGUCAAAAAGCCAAAAAUGUUAAAAAAUGGAAAUACGAAUUGGAGAUGGAAUUUUUGAAACCGUACAUGAAGGAAAGGGAAACAGUAUCCUCAGUUGAUACUAAAAGUGACGAAGAAAAAAGUAGUUCCGAUUCAGAAAACGAAUUAAAUUAUUCUAAAAACGAAAUAAAUAAAUCUGGAAACAUCACAUUGGAAAGUAUUAUUUCACCUGAAGAAAAUAUUACAAAUAGUACACCAUCGGAACUAUCUCCAAAAUUUUGUAAACCUCCACCAAAGAAAAUUAUGACUCCCAAAAAAAGAAAAAAAAUGAAGUCCAUGUGA
Molecule: messenger RNA, 465 nt
Organism: Macrosiphum euphorbiae (potato aphid)
Lineage: Eukaryota; Metazoa; Arthropoda; Insecta; Hemiptera; Aphididae
Source: the annotation of a GenBank genome assembly